AUGAACCAGUUCUCAAAAUUGAGACAAAACGAAUCUUCUCGCGAGGAUUUGUCCGACUCCAGAGAAGCCAUUGGAACCGAAAAAGAUCCAAUCGUGAUCGAGGAUUCGGUAGAGAAGCCAAGGGAUUACUCCCAUGUUGUUUUCAAGAAGGGAUCCUUCGGAGGAUCUCAAGCUAGUGUGGAGACAACGCCACCUGCUUCUUCACAACCGAUUGUAGCGCCUGUCCGAACUCUAUUCGAAGCUCCACAACAACCAGUUCGACGUAGAAUGCUCUCCGGAGGACGAACGGCGGCAGAUCCCGAAAUCUACGAGAAGGAGGCAAAAGCAAAAGCACUUCGAAGAAGAGAUGAUGCCGCAAGGAAGGUUACUUCCAAUGUUUCGGAAGGAUGUGAAAGAGGAGAAAAGGAAGAAGAAGAGAAAAAUGAAGUGGAAACUGAAAAGGAGGAAGAUGUAGAAGAGAAAGAAGAAGAAAAAGAAGAAGAUGCACAAAAGAAAAUGGAAGCUGAAAGUAUGGAAAAGAAGAAGAAGGAGAAAAAUAAGAACGAAAGAAUGAGAGUCAAGUUGGCAACAAGUCGGAUUAACCAGGAAACUGACGAAUUUCAGUUGGAGUGUGCAGAGAAACGACAUCUACUAGCCACUAUAAAGGAGGAUGAGUUCAUCAAGGAUAGUCAGGAGGAAAAAGACAUGGAGGAACAGAUUCGGAAGAUAAAGAAGCAAACCCAAAAAAGACGUCUCAACCAGGAAUUAAAAAAGAAGGAAGAUGCGAAAAAAGAUGAGAAGGAGUAUGAGACGAUUAGAAAGCUGAAAGAGGAAGCCAUCAAAAUGGAGAAGAAGACUGCCCGACUUCAAUUGGAGUCUGCCAGACUGGUGCUUGAGAAGGCCGAGAAGGAAAAAAAGGAGAUGGAAAAGAGUCUGAAGAAAAGACGUGACGAUAUGGAAGAAGAUAGUGAGGAUGGAGGACAACCUGGCCUUUCAAAUAGGUUGACUAGACAACCGUCUGGAAGAGCCUUGGCACCAGGGAGAUGCUCGUCGAUCUCCAGAAAUGUCAAGAAAGAGCUGGAAGAAGAAAAAGUGGAGAAGAAGAAUUUGAAAAGGAGACUCCAGGUGGAGGAUGUUGAAGAUCUGGACGAAGAUCAACCCGGUUCAUCCAGCCAGGAGGUCACGAGAUCGCCAAAAAGUCCGGCUACUCCAAACAAGAAACCUUCUUCUCCGCGAAAGAAGUCAUUGAAGAAGGCCAAAAAGUGGAAAACUGACGACGUGUACAAGAAAGUCUACCCAAACAAGGCAACGCGCUACAAUAACUGA
Molecule: messenger RNA, 1305 nt
Organism: Caenorhabditis remanei
Lineage: Eukaryota; Metazoa; Nematoda; Chromadorea; Rhabditida; Rhabditidae
Exons: 7
Coding region: 1-1305 (434 amino acids)
Source: RefSeq, a predicted model, not a curated record